UCAGGUCUCUCUUUACUCCCUCUCGUGCGCUCUCCGCCACGCACGCUGCUGCAGCAAGGAUGGAGGGCAGUGCCGUAGACGCUUCGGCGAUCGUCGGGCAAGCAGAGGGCCCCUUCGCCGUAUCGUACACGCGAAGAGAUCUCAUCAUCUAUGCCCUUGGGAUAGGAGCGGAGGCAAGGAGAUUUGUCGACGAGAACGAUGUCGCGUUCAGCGCGUUUCCCACCUACCCUUUGGUCUUGCCUUACAAGGGGACCUCCUCGGACGUUGUUCCUUUUCCUGGCCGAACGUUGUUUGUGCUCCCUCAAGCGCUCCGUGGUGUCGUGAACACUGGGGGCAUCCUGCACUACGACCAGUCAAUCGAUGUCUUUGAGCCGCUGGAUCCCAGAGGAGCGGAACUUGCGAGUCGUUCGGUGGUGUUGGGGGUUUACCGACGGAGAGGAGGCGUGCUGCUGCGAACCAAGACCACGCUGAAGGACAGGAGUGGGCGGACGUUGACGGAGACGACUCAGGGCACGUUCAUGCGAGGCCUCAAGAUAUCAGGCGACGUUGGCCCACCACUACCCCCGCGCGCGAACCCUCCUAAGGCCGCCCCAGACGUGGUAGCCGCGGUGACGGUUUCGCCCCAACAGGCACUAUGGUACCGCUUGUCCGGAGACUACAACGCCAUACACGUGGAUCCGGAGGCAGCGAAGGCGGCCGGUCUUGAGAGGCCUAUUCUCCACGGGCUCUGCUCGCUAGGUGUCGCUGCGCGGGAAGUAUUGCGGCAUUUCUGUCCAGAAGACCUGUCUUCGGGGCUAGUGUCUCUCUACUGCCGCUUCUCCAAGGCGGUGCUACCGGGUGAUGUCCUCGAGGUCAAGAUGUGGGGACGAGCCGCUUCGCAUGUGUGCAGUAGUGGCGGCGAUGUCAACGAUGCCGGAAACGAACGAAUGGGUUCAACGGUAGCAGGGACGGAGGGAGCACCACCAGCAGCGGGCGUAAACGGCGGUGUGGCGAUAGGAAUCGCGAAAGACGGACGGAGCAGCAGCAGCUUAGCCACCACCCACGCUCGACGGGGGCACCGCGGAUUAGCACCUCACCGAGUAGGGGUGGGGGGUUCUAGUACUCCUACCAAAGCGGCACGCAAGACCAAGGGGAGGUCACAGCAACAAGGGGUGGAGGAGAUUCGGUUCGAAGUUUGCUCGCCCAGACUAGGGGGUGCUGUUGUCGUCGCCGAUGGUAAAGCCGUCGUCAAGAGAGGGAAGAGGUUGGGGGAAAGGAUGCUCAAAGAGGAAGUGGGGGCUCCGCGAAAUCGAUCCAGAUUAUGA
Molecule: messenger RNA, 1304 nt
Organism: Ectocarpus siliculosus
Lineage: Eukaryota; Phaeophyceae; Ectocarpales; Ectocarpaceae
Source: the annotation of a GenBank genome assembly